AUGGACUCUAUCAUCGAAUCGAUAUCAAUUUGGAUUUUGAUAAUCAGAAUAGUGAUUGCCCAUAAUAAAAUUGACUACAACUACUAUUACACACAGAUGUCACCGCCGAGAUUGGAGUGUGGUUCCGAAGGCAUUCGAUUGCACAUCAGUCCAACUGGAACAUUCGGUGGUCAUGUAUAUGUACGUGGAUUUUUUCCUCAAACGGUCUGCCAUUUGAACUACUGUACUCGAUUGACGAAUCAGCCAAUUGUCAUGGAUCUCCCGUUUCGAGGACCCUGUAACGUUAGGAGAAGACGGAAUGUGACGCCUCCAUCAAUUUCCUAUGACGUCACCGUAAUCAUUCAACAUCACCCAAUGUUUAUCACUUCUUUUGAUAAAGCAUACCGAUUGAAUUGUAUCUACCGGCAACAAGAAUCAGUGUUACAACAAAGGAUUAAUGUGUCAGACAUUCCUUCCACAUCUCUCCAAAGUAAAAACCCGCCUAGAUGUCGGUAUGAUGUGUUGUCUGGCUCGUUGAAUGGUCCAGCUGUGAAAUUUGCAAAUGUUGGAGAUAUUGUAGUACAUAAAUGGACUUGUGAUAGUGACCGCUACGGAUUUGUUGUCCAUUCUUGUGCGGUUCGAGAUGAAUCUGGAAAGGAUUUUCAGUUUAUUGAUGAGAGAGGAUGCGUCACAGAUUACAGUCUAUUCCCCGAAGUCACCUAUUCUUCGGAUCUGAAAUCUGCGUUCACUGCAGUCCGGGCUUUUCGAUAUGCUGAUCAAGUGAUGGUCCAUUUCUCAUGUCAAAUUACAACUUGUCAGAAACAAGAGAACGGAUGUGAAGGUAUUUCGCCACCAAUCUGCAAACCAAUGGAUCUUGGACCAAUCAAAGUUCACUAUGUGAAACAUAAAAAUAACGAAAUUGGAGAUAUUAAUGCUGCAGUGGAAACCCUCCCUCCUCGAAUUGAGAAUACUUCUGAUCCAACAAGAAAACUAGAAGACGUCGCGCCGACAACUACAGUAAGAUCCACAACUGCAAGAGCUUUCUCGAGUACCACAAUGACCAAUGAAAGGUUGAAGAUUGGACUGAGAGAUGAGGAAAACCAUGCUUCUUCCAAGUACCAAAAUGCAAAAUAUGGCCUUCAAAAUGGCUACGAUUUUCCAAAUUUGGAACCUGAAGAAGGCGUUGGACAGGACAAUGCUGGUGAUAUUGGUCCAAAGUCGAAAAAUACGGAUUCGGGAAAUAAGGAUGCUGGUGUGAAUAUGUAUGGAUUGGAAAUUGGACAGGAAAAAGAGAACAAAAAGGUUCCAAAGAUUCCAGUGCUAGCAGAACCGGAGAAAUUGCCAAAAAGAGAAGUGUUCCACGUGGAAACCAUAUCAAAAACAAUGGAUUCCGAAAUGGAUCCACUUCCAUACCCAACAAAAGCAUCAGUUUAUCAACAUCGAACACCGCGAAGUCAUAAAAAAGACGUCUUCAAUAUCACUUUGGAAGUGGAAACUCCCAAAAUGUUGAUUCUAGAAAAUGAGCCAAAUUCUGAAUCAUCGAAUGGAAAAAUUGAAUUCAAAGAUGCUGAAAAUUCAAGUGUUAAAUGUGAAAAAAUGAAUGGACCCAAAGAAAAUUUCAUAAGUAAUACAUUGUUAUUAACAACAUUGGGAGUGUUACAGAUAAUCUCAAUUUUGGCACUGAUUACUCAACGAUUUUAUUACAAAAAAGCAAUCGAUAAAUUGAUUUUUUCGGCCGAUGAUCGACCUGGAUUAUGA
This is a messenger RNA of Caenorhabditis briggsae, 1737 nucleotides long. The coding region runs from base 1 to 1737 and encodes 578 amino acids. The transcript has 11 exons. The record is from RefSeq and is a predicted model, not a curated record. Lineage: Eukaryota; Metazoa; Nematoda; Chromadorea; Rhabditida; Rhabditidae.